AUGUUGUCCACCUGUGAAAACAGCCUUCAGCACCCGGCAAUCGAUGCAAAAUGCCAGGUGAGACUGCUGAGGCUUUACCCCGCUACGCUGAGGGCUCGCAUGCCUCAAGGGGCUUUCCACAUCGUCGAUAUCGAUCAGUUGCCAUGUACUCCUUACAGGGCCUUAUCCUACGCUUGGGGCAGUAGUCUUGUUCAAAAUGAUUCUCAAAUCAUUGAGAUCGACGGUCACACCCACCAAGUCCGAGAAAACUUGUACAAUUUCCUGUGCAGUGUAGGGCAGAGAGAGGAAUACGGGCUGUUUUUCAUCGACGCUCUUUGCAUCAAUCAGCUAGACAGUGAUGAGAAACCACACCAAGUCAUGCUGAUGGAUGAGAUCUACAAACACGCCAGGCAAGUGGUUGGAUGGCUUGGAGCCCCAGAUUGCCAACAGUAUAUGAAUGUCAAGAUGUUGCAUGAAAGCAUCCGUCAGGAUCGUCGCACUUGGGAUCAAGCAGCCUGGGAUGGUCUCACCUUUCUUAGCCAUGCCAGCUAUUGGGGACGCAUGUGGGUUGUCCAAGAAGUGGUCCUCGCAGCCAGCAUGGAGGUCUGGUGCGGCCCAUUUACUUUCCCCAUCGAUUUAUUUGAGAAUUCAUCUUCCACGAAGGAAGCCUCAAAGUUACGCUUCGCACCCGACGGGACCCCCAAUUUAACUCAUUCAGCCAGCGAGAGGUCGCAAACUCCCGCUCAAAUCAUCGUGACCCAUCGUCUAAGACACGUUCUCCGGCCGAUACGGCGGCCUGAGUGGGACCAACUACAUAUGAUGACGCAAGAAGAAAUUCAGAAUGCUUUGCUGAAGCCAAACAAUGCAGUCCACACGUACAAAUCAAGGUUACCAGAUACACUUUGGCAACUUAUGUGGAAGUUUGGGCGGCAGAACUGCUCUGACCCCAUGGAUAAACUGUACGGGCUACUUGGGAUCCUCCAUGAAGACACUCGAGCCCAGAUAAAGCCGGAUUAUGGCAGAGGUGUCAUUUAUGCCUUCUAUCAAGCGCUGAGUGUCGGUUUACAACGGCUUUUCCCUAUUGAAGAUCGGACCAUCGGUGAGCAAUUCCUGGACGGGAAGCGCUCCUAUAUCUCCUACUACUGUGAUGUUCGGAACGCAUUCUCUCUAGACGACGAAAUCACCAAGCCAAUCUUGCGGCAGGUGUGUAAGGAUCUUCAACUCUACAGGAGGGGGCGAGACGCACUGUUUGAGGCGCAGCUUAGCAGCAUCUACGGCUGGGGUGAACUCGAUAUUCGGCAUCACAGGCAUCAUAGAGAGUUUGAGAAGGCAAUCUUGGGCAUUGCAGAGGAAGAACCUGUAUCAGAGGACAGUCGUGUCCUCCGCUUUCAUUCGUGGCAGACGCGAAAGUUAGCAAGCUUAGCUGGUCGAUUCACGUCCAAAAGAGUAGAUUCACAGGGGUGGCAGGCCCUGCUUGAUGAUUAA
Clonostachys rhizophaga is the source of this 1464-nucleotide messenger RNA. NCBI's taxonomy places the organism in Eukaryota, Fungi, Ascomycota, Sordariomycetes, Hypocreales, Bionectriaceae. The record is from the annotation of a GenBank genome assembly.